CGGCAUUUAGAGGUUGUCGUUGAUUUGAGACCUCAUGAUGGCUGACGGUUUUCCAACUUCCAAGAAGACUGACAAAAUCUUUGGUAAGGUAAGCAGCAGGAUGUCGAGAAUCCGAAGCAUGAUGUCGAAUCUGGAUUUGCGGACGUCCGUAGUGUUGUUUUUGUUGCUUCCGUCAGCGGUUGCCGGAAUCUACUUUCACGGACAGAAAGUCACCUACUUUUUAAGGCCGUUAUGGCAGUCUCCACCGAAGCCUUUCAUUCACAUCCCUCACUACUAUCAUCAAAACGUAUCAAUGGCUUCUCUAUGCCAACUUCAUGGUUGGGAGCUUCGCGAUUAUCCCCGGAGGGUAUUCGAUGCCGUCUUGUUUAGUAACGAGAUCGACAUGCUUACGAUUAGAUGGAAAGAGGUCUACCCUUAUAUCACUCAAUUCGUUCUUCUCGAAUCCAACUCAACGUUCACGAGUAUGCCCAAACGCCUCAACUUUGCACUCAAUCGGGAAAGGUUUGAUUUUAUCGAGUCGAGGUUGACUUACGGCACGAUUGGUGGGAGGUUUCGGAAGGGCGAAAACCCGUUUAUCGAAGAGGCUUAUCAACGCGUUGCUCUCGACCAGCUUCUAAGAAUAGCUGGGAUUGAAGACGAUGAUCUUUUGAUCAUGUCGGAUGUUGACGAGAUUCCGAGCGCGCAUACCAUCGAUCUUUUGCGAUGGUGUGAUGGCCCUCCGCCAGUCGUUCAUCUGAAUUUGAACAACUAUUUGUACUCUUUCGAGUUCAAUUUGGAUCAUAAAAGUUGGAGAGCUUCCGUUCAUCAAUAUCGAAAGGGUAAAACAAGAUAUGCUCAUUAUCGGCAGAGCGACUACCUAUUGGCGGACUCGGGAUGGCAUUGUAGUUUCUGCUUUAGAGAGAUCAGUGAUUUUGUGUUCAAGAUGAAAGCCUAUAGUCAUACCGAUAGAGUGCGAUUUUCUCAUUAUCUCGACCCAGAAAGGAUUCAGGAUGUGAUUUGCAAUGGUAAGGACUUGUACGAUAUGCUUCCCGAGGAGUACACUUUCCGGGAGCUCAUCGGGAAGAUGGGUCCCAUCCCUCAUUCAUAUUCGGCAGUUCAUCUCCCUAUGCAUCUGUUGAACAAUGCUGAAACAUACAGUUAUCUUUUGCCCGGAAAUUGCAUCCGAGAAGAUGGUUGAGUUUUCCGGUGCCCCGCCCUGCUUAUUUUAACUUGAAGCGUCCAUGGAUUCAGGGGUGUUUACUUGUACAUUAUCGUCCCCCCAACACCGCCAUGCCACCACCACGGUUAGCGGU
Molecule: messenger RNA, 1292 nt
Organism: Cynara cardunculus var. scolymus (artichoke)
Lineage: Eukaryota; Viridiplantae; Streptophyta; Magnoliopsida; Asterales; Asteraceae
Exons: 2
Coding region: 35-1177 (380 amino acids)
Biological process (GO): protein N-linked glycosylation; N-acetylglucosamine metabolic process
Cellular component (GO): membrane
Molecular function (GO): beta-1,4-mannosylglycoprotein 4-beta-N-acetylglucosaminyltransferase activity
Source: RefSeq, a predicted model, not a curated record